Triticum turgidum subsp. durum (durum wheat) is the source of this 744-nucleotide messenger RNA. The record is from the annotation of a GenBank genome assembly. NCBI's taxonomy places the organism in Eukaryota, Viridiplantae, Streptophyta, Magnoliopsida, Poales, Poaceae.
AUGGCAGUCGUCAAAUGUUCUUAUGGUCAUGCUAUUUUCUGCUACGAGAGAUCCCUUGUCAUUAUGGACGUGCUCACUGGCACUACGGUUGCAGCUCCACCUUUUCCAUUGAGUCAACUGUGCUACAGAACCUUCAUAUCUCCAGAGGCGUCACCAAAUUCAUAUCUAUUUGUCAGCAGCCCGCACUGCCUGUAUGCUUGGCGAGUUGGGAGCCCCUCUUGGUUGCACUGCGAUUCUCUAAAUGCACAUUUGAUCAAGGAGAUGGUGUCCUUCAAAGGUAGGGUCAUUAUGAGGAUGCGUCAAAAACUAUACACCGUGCAUUUGACACCUCAGUUUCAUGUUGAGCUACUAAGACUUGAUUGCAGAGAUUAUAUGGACCUGUACGUGCUUUCCGGAAAUUUGGUGGCUUGUGAAGACACACUUCUCCUACUUGGUCGUAACGGGGAAGUCUUCUCCAUUGACUUCUCAACUGAACCUGCAAAGUAUGUGAUCGUGGAAGAGGGAGGCUUGAAGAAGUGGGCGUUCUUCUUGGGCGAGAAACGUACUGGACAGCCACGACUCUUAGUGAACCCAGAGAGAAUGGGUUUAAGGGGUGGCCUUGUCUAUCAGUUGGAUGAAAACGCUCGAGUAUGUUCAUACCCAGUAGAUGGCAACCAACAUGAGGAGUUGGAGCCAGAACCUUGUUUUGCGACGAUCAAUGCUCAUCUUGCUUGCAAUCCUACAUCCUUUGCAGCUUGGAUAUGA